AUGGAGUUUUACUUGGAGAUUGACCCUGUCACCUUGAACCUGAUCAUCCUAGUAGCCAGCUACGUUAUCUUGCUCCUGGUGUUCCUCAUCUCCUGCGUGCUGUAUGACUGCCGAGGCAAGGACCCCAGUAAGGAGUAUGCUCCCGAGACCACCCUUGAUGCCCAGCCCUCCAUCCGCUUGGUGGUGAUGCAGCAGAGCACUUCGGGGGAUCCCUGGGCAAGGAGGCCCAGCCUUCAUUUUGGGGAUCCUGCUCCAUUAGGGAAGAAAAGCACAAUGGUGUGAGGCUGGCUAAGGGUGACUGGGGAGAGAGCACUAGACAUUCUGGACAAACUGUUCUCCGUGUGACUGCGAUUCUCUCGGCGUACCACCAGUCCUACUUGGCUAUGUAAGUGGGAGCUCUGCCUUACCUUCUACUUUCUCAUCACCCUCUUUGUGAAUGAAGCAACCGUUUAAGGUAAGAAGACCAAGGUGGCCUUUGGUCAAGUUCUCCAGAUGCAAAAUCUCAUUAAUACUAUAGUAUAGUGAAGUUGUUGGGCCCUUCCUGGUGAUGUUGUCCUUGCCAUUUCUAGGAGAGAUUGGUAUUUGAGUAAGGUGCAGGGGUAGAAAACUCUUUCCUUCUUCCCUUCUAGGUUCUUUGGCUGGUCCAAUAAUUACAUUGACAUAAAACAGAUGAACGGGAGAAAAACAAAUUUAAUUUUUAUCUAUGGAAGCCCCAUAAAAAAUAUGAGCUCAAAGAAGUGACCAGAACAGGCAGAUUUUAUCUCCUUUAG
This is a messenger RNA of Neomonachus schauinslandi (Hawaiian monk seal), 770 nucleotides long. Its product is annotated as small integral membrane protein 36-like. NCBI's taxonomy places the organism in Eukaryota, Metazoa, Chordata, Mammalia, Carnivora, Phocidae. Bases 1 to 282 code for a protein of 93 amino acids. The transcript has a single exon. The record is from RefSeq and is a predicted model, not a curated record.